Pseudophryne corroboree (corroboree frog) is the source of this 1532-nucleotide messenger RNA. RefSeq names its product IQ motif containing C (gene IQCC). NCBI's taxonomy places the organism in Eukaryota, Metazoa, Chordata, Amphibia, Anura, Myobatrachidae. Gene Ontology annotation, molecular function: protein binding. The transcript has 6 exons. The record is from RefSeq and is a predicted model, not a curated record. Bases 297 to 1070 code for a protein of 257 amino acids.
GUAUUGCCAUCGAUGGCGGAAACGGAGGAGGAGAUGCAUCCUGUCCCGUCUCCUUAGAGCUCAGCCAAUUUAGAUACGCUGGGACACCCCUUCUUCCCGUCCUUUGAUUGGCUGGACUGAUGAUGAGUGGGCGGUGCCAGUCGUUGCGUUAUGUUAAUGUUGUCACCAUGGACGGAACCGUCAACAACGAAGCGGGGCAAUGAUAUCUGAUCUUCAAUGAACAGCUCGCCUAAACACCAUUAAUGAACAGAUUAGACGGUGCCUUGGACAGUUGCCAAAAGAACGGCGAUUGAUUGAUGGAGGAGGCGAAAGUGUCAGCUGGGCUCCUGCAGAAACACAUCCGCGGCCUGCUGACCCGACGUAAGCUGCAGAGGUUGCUGCAGGACUAUGUGGAGGUGGUGCGGCAGGUAGAGGGAGAGGAGUUUGUGCUGCACUGUGGCAAAUGGCUCCUCUCCCCCCCAAAAUUUACAGCGCUGGUGGAUGGAGUCCAAGAAAAGUCUUGUGGCUGUAAGCAGUAUGGCUGCCCCCACCACAUGCUCACAAGGUCUGCAGACUCUGUAGAAUUCCAAAACCGAAAAGAACCUGUCAUUGUGACUGCAGGAGGACGUGGAGGUCGUCACGAAGAAGAAACAGAUGUACAGAGCCUAUUAAAUAAGCGCUGCCCCCCAGAGGCUAUUGGCCCAGAUUUGGAGAGUUGCCCCCAAGAGGCUGUUGGCCCGGAGAGUGAGCGAUGCCCUCCAGAGACUGUUGGCAUAGAAAAUGAGCCCUGCUGUCUAGACACGGCCGACCUGAUGAGGGAGUACUGCCCUCUAGAGCCUGUUGGUCUGGGACAGGAGCGCUGCGCUCCUUAUUCUGAGAUGUCAGUGAGCACAGAUCAAAGUGUGCAAUGGACAAGAGACAACUUACUAUGGAGUGACAAACUUUUAUAUACAGAAUUGUCUUUGAAGAAUGUGAAUGAGCUUCAAAAGCACAGGAGCCAUUUAGCUAUGGAGAUGCUGUGGGUGCAACAAGCAAUUGCCAGCAGGAAGAAUUAUCUAAUGGUAAGACAAAAGCUGGAGACCCAGAACUGAUUAGGUCAUUGUACCUCAUCCCAGAACAAAUAUGGAAGCCAGAAUGUCUACCACAAGCCUUACCAAUUUAUCUCUGUGAGAUGCUGGAAAACUGUGCAGUUGGUAGAAAACUGUGCUGCAUCUUUUGUGAUUAAAUGGAGAACGUGCUGCUAAGUGUUCCAACAGAUAAAACACUUGUUGUACAACGUAAUGCUUGCUGCUGUUAUCUUCUCCACUGUGGUUAUCGGUUAUUUAACACCGAUAUAAUUUAUGCAAAGUGACUUUAAAGAUACAGAUUGGAGAAAGGUAAUAUAGACUAAACGUCAAAGAAAUAACAGACGGCAGCCAUUGGUUAUUGGUCUUAGUCACAUUUCUAUCUUUAGUCACAAUUUCUAAAUAUAUUUUAUAUUUCAACAUGUGUUUGAUUUGAUAUCAAUAGAUAUUUUUAAGACAUAUCAAUAAAGGUUUAACGUUUUAUACUAA